UCCUCUCUGUUGGCAUUUGUCGUCAGACAGUUCGGCAAAAUUUCCAUCGACAACGCAGUGCAGCACCUCUCAAUCGCAUCCCGUCUUCCUCCACUAUCCGCAAUCGAGUGACCGAGACGGACCCAACCACGGGACCACUUCCCCCCAAUCUUCGCCAUCACGCCAGCGACCACAACAUGUCCCGUUCAUCGAGAUAAUACCGAAUUCGCGAUCGCAUCGUCUACCUCUUUCGCUGACUGCUACUCAUGAACAUAUUUCUCGCCUUGCGCCCAGUCGUCCGCCCGCCGUUGCUGCUCCCGCGCACGCAAGUGUCGCUCAGCUCCACUAAUACGCUUGACGACGUGAUCUGCCUCUCUGGCAUCCCGUCGUCGCAAUGCCCGACAUCGACCCCGCGGCCUUGAGCAGCCGCCCAUCUGUGAAUCUUUCAACACCGACUCUGUCCACCAAGACCAUCACCGUACAACCCCCCGGGUCCCUCAAAACCUCCAAAACAAGCCAGAUCAUUCCCGCCCGCAUUGACCUUGAGCCGCUAUAUACCGCUUUGAAGCAAGCUAUCGGCCCCGAAGCAUGGGUCGUGUACAAGGAGUCAACAACAGAGUUCCUCGUCGGCCGAUUGAACCAGACCGAGUACUCAGAACGAAUCGAUCCCAUCCUCGCAUCCUCAAAUGGCGAAAGGGAACACCUCCAUAAUCAGCUAAUAGCUGCUAUAUACGGCAAUGUCACGAGGGAGAUGCCGGAUCAGGGGCUUGCCCCUUGGGUCAGCGCCAAUGACAAGCCCGCCGCUCCCGUCGGCAGUAAGCCUGUGUCUGGCGAUGCUGCGGAGCGUCGUCUCAAGGGCGAUGUCAUGCAGCUGCCCACAAAAGACCGUCGGCGCAUCAAGGAUCUGGCUUCAAAUGAUUUCGAUCCUCACGAGAGCCUUUCCAACGUGUUUCUCGACAGUCAUAGGCGACAGCCUAAACCAGCCGAAGUACCGCCCAGCGCAGGAGGCAUUGGCGGUAUCAAUAAGAUGAAUUUUGACUUGGAAAUUCGCAAGCGCUUUGCACAGCCAUUGGCUGUGGAGUCGGGCGAAUUUCCGGACGCCGCUGUAGUCGAAGGCAGGAUGCUACCGUUCUGCUAUGAAGCAGGACUUACAAGCGGCCAUGUUCAAGAAGCGCCACACUUUAUGUCUGUUGCGACAGAAACGUUCAUUAAGGAAUCGCUGGCGGCUAUAUUCUCCAAGACAAGGAGCAAUGGCCCGGGGGAGGGCGGAACCGCCGGUUUCGGCGCUGGUACACAGUGGAUCCAAACACACAAGUAUCGGCAUCAGCUUGUGAAAGAAGAGGAUGCUGCUCUACGAGGCGAGCUUACGCGCGAUAAGAGCGGGUUGUUACCCAUCGAGUCCAAAGCUGCGAGCGAGCGCGGACCCCUUGGCAUGGCAGAUGUACGGAUCGCUCUCGAGAUGGCAGACAGCGGCUUGGCACAGUUCCCCAUCAUCAACACAGCAAUAUCGUACGGGUAUCGCGAAGGAGAGCUUGAGAACUGGCACGACUAUACCUGGCUUCCAGGCCACGAGCCAAUUGGAUCCAAGACAGGAGAAGCCCCCGCCGUCAAGCCGCUGGCUGCCGAACAGCUGCCAAACGGGCACGUCGACGCCAUGGAUAUCGACUCGGAGUCGUGGUGGGAAGGCGCAGAUCCUCAAGACAUGGGCGCUCUUGACUCCGUGCUGGAAUCGUGUCUGGCGGUUGGGUCAUAGUACGGACAACCACCACAACGAUCAUCAUGGGUAUCUAACAGGGACAUCCUCUACUCAAAGCGCUUUCUUCAGGGCAUUCAUCCCAUCUAUACGGACUGGGCGCGCUUAUGGGGUUGGAGAAGAAAGAAAAGGCAUGUUUCAUCUCGUUCCCGGAAUGAUAAAGGGGGGAAGAGGAAGAUGAAUACAUAGUAAGGUUGUUUUGCUGGGUUUUGGAAGUUGGGGAUAUCCAGCAUUGCCCCACGUCAGCAUUAGCAUCAGGAAAGGCGUCGUUGGUUCUUUUUUUUGCCAUUUUUGGCACUUCGGUCGGUUUCUACAUACUCUCUUAUUGACUUUCCCGAGAUAGGAUAUCAGAGGAAGGGGGGGGGAGGGGCUCGUACGCUUUCAACGUCAUCAAAGAAACCAAGGAGGCGUUUAGGGUUCUUUGGCAAAGGAAGGGUUCUGUACAGUAAGGACGAUACCCUAUUACUUGCUCUCUGUGAGCCUGCAAGCACGGAAAGGUGGCGAAUAGGGUGGCUUCAGUUAGCGGAACGUGACAGGUUACUUAAUGCAACAUACAUCACAGGCUUCUUCUCC
Colletotrichum destructivum is the source of this 2305-nucleotide messenger RNA. Its product is annotated as Putative transcriptional coactivator Hfi1/Transcriptional adapter 1. The transcript has 4 exons. The record is from RefSeq and is a predicted model, not a curated record. Gene Ontology annotation, molecular function: transcription coactivator activity. Gene Ontology annotation, cellular component: SAGA complex. Lineage: Eukaryota; Fungi; Ascomycota; Sordariomycetes; Glomerellales; Glomerellaceae. Gene Ontology annotation, biological process: regulation of transcription by RNA polymerase II. Bases 374 to 1732 code for a protein of 452 amino acids.